ACGCCAACGGGACCUGAGUCAGAACCAUCGACUUGAACCUUCCAUCGCAUUCCAUUUUCCCACACCUCUCAUCAGAUCAAUCCCUCCGAUCCACGCAAACACAGCCGGAGGCAAAGGGGCUAAAAGAAGGAAAAUACAGGCCAUGGCAACAUCAAUGCAGGAACUCUAUCGCGUGGAGCAGUGGAGGUAUCGAGCCGAGGGAAACGCCAACCUAGUCCUGCAGUACAUUGGACCUGACCCUCGAUUUAAAACCACCUUGCUUCGCCUUCGGAAGACUGACCGCCAAAUAACCGAGAAGACGCCAGAUUCUGACACCGCAACAGCAGAAGCACCCAUUGACGGACAUGCCACCGAAACGAAUGAUGUAUCCAGCGAAUCGCUUUUUGCCUCCAAGGUCAUGGGUCUUCUUCUAGGGCAAGAGUUCAUCGAGCAAUUGAUCCCAAUCUCGCUUCCCAAGGAGUUCCUUAGAGAGCUGGCAGAAACCAUUGAACCCUCGCGUCCAGAGGGUCGGCUGCAUAAGGCAAUUGACCAUUCACAGAUUACAGGAUUCCUGGUGCUGGAUCAUACACGAUUCAUCAAGCCUUCUGCUGGCCAACCCUCGGUCGCCGUUGAGAUUAAGCCUAAAUGGGGAUUCCUGACACAGUCAGGAUUUAUCUGCAAGGACAAUGACAUUAAGCGGCGUAAAUGCCGAUUCUGCAUGUAUCAACAUCGCAAAAUCAAAUUGGGACAGGAAGACAGUUUGAGUGAAUUCUGCCCUAUCGACUUGUUCUCAGGCGAACCGCCUUUGGUACGGAACGCCCUGGAUUCUCUUGUGCGAACGCCCCAGAACAACCUACGUCUCUUUGUCGACGGAGAGAUAUGGCCUAUCUCCAAUGAGGCAAUGCUGCAGUGCCUUUCAGGGCCUGGAUCCGCUCCUAAGAAGCCGCAAAGAGCAGAUUCGCAGACUGACGUUCAGGAGAGGCCUCUAGAGACAUCACUUACAGAGGUUUUGGUACGGAUUCUAGUCCAGUCGCCAUUACUUAGGCGACUCGGUCGACUUCAACAGGCACUGGACUCGCUGGAUGUGGAGACCAUUCAUCGUUUCUAUGCUCAGUUGGUUGAUCCGGCUAUGGGCAUCCUUCCGGAACCAACUCUUGAGGAAUUCCUGGAUACAGCAAACUCCUUUUUGUAUCGCACGGAUAUGAAUGAAAUGAUGGACAUGGAACAUGAAAUAUUUGCGACCAGCAUUGCUACCAGCCUGGGGUUUGGACCGGAGGACGAUCUUGAUAACCCGAAUACGGUGCCGGCCAGCCUCAAACUGCACUACAUCCGCGAAUUCCUUUUGUCGGCGACGUUGAAAGAUUGUUCUAUUCUGAUCACAGUUCGGCGUGAGGAUCAGGCGGAUCAAAUUAUAGAGGACGUGGGGACGUCUUCGAUUACGCGAAACGGAUCAAGUCUCGGAGUGGGCAUACUUGAGUUCAGCGAGAACUACCGGAAAAUCAGGGUCAACAACGAGGACUUUAUAUACAAAAUCACUUGCAUAGACCUUGACCCAAAGAAGAUAGUCUCUGUCCCUAUGUAUCUGAAAAAAGACAGGGACAUCGUCGGCUAUUAUCUGUCCAUCGUUGGAGACCGCCAGCAGCGGUGCGGUUCAAGAUAGGGCGAAAAAAUAAAGGGUGGGCGUUCAGUGUCACGAGUCUAUUUUGCGCCUUACCUGGACGGGCGAUUCCAAGGUGCCAAGCAUUCUUAAACCUCUCUUGCAUUCACCGGAAGCACUGUGAGCAAGCAUCCCAAUACCAAACAACCCUUUGAGCAUACACAACAAGACCGAAGAACAGCUUGAAAGAAGGUGAUAACUAUGUAUGUUGUUCUCCGACCCGGCAGGUCCUAUGGACCUGUCCAGAAUGCAAUUGCAGUCCUGAAUCUCCUCUCAUUGCUUGUGGGGAUGAUUCUGCUGUUUGUUGGUAAGUAUACCCAGUUUGUUUGCCUCGCCAACAUG
Messenger RNA from Gamsiella multidivaricata, 1978 nucleotides. RefSeq names its product inositol-pentakisphosphate 2-kinase. Gene Ontology annotation, cellular component: nucleus. Gene Ontology annotation, biological process: inositol phosphate biosynthetic process. The transcript is spliced from 6 exons. NCBI's taxonomy places the organism in Eukaryota, Fungi, Mortierellomycota, Mortierellomycetes, Mortierellales, Mortierellaceae. The record is from RefSeq and is a predicted model, not a curated record. Bases 143 to 1639 code for a protein of 498 amino acids. Gene Ontology annotation, molecular function: ATP binding; inositol-1,3,4,5,6-pentakisphosphate 2-kinase activity.